AUGAUGAACUCUACAACACCAUCAAUUGAAGAUCAAUAUUUUUUGGCCAGCAAGGUCCGCUCUAAGUUGGCAAAAUGCGUUAGUGUCACUACUAGAAAUAAAGAUUACAACCUGAGAGUUUUAGUUGGACAUGCAAAUUUGCUGGAUAAAAUUACUGAAAACGUGGAAGCUCAUAAUGCUACGGUCAACGCCCUUGCCGGAGACCCUUUCAUUAAAGGCCCUGAGAACUUGUCCAUCGAACAUAUUGAACUGUCCAAUGCCAAUGCUACCAAAAGUAGCGUCAGUAACAAAGAAGAUGCAGAAAAGACAGCAGAACGCGAAGAUUACUGUGAUUUUUACUCCAGUGACGAAGAUCCAGAUGCAGAUACUCUAUCUUCUACUGAUAGUGAAGACGAUGAAGAUUAUGAAGACUAUGACUUUGAAUAUGAUUAUUCUGGCGGUAAUUAUAACAAAAAAAUCGAUAUGUAUUUUAGUUUUCACACCGCCCCUAAUUAUCAAUAUUUGACUCACACAAACUCUCAUUCUGAACAGACGAAUGAAAUUACCGAAUCGACGCCGCGCUACAAUGCUCUUCCCGCUACUGCUUCGACGACGGAGGAAGAACAAGAUUAUAACGACACUGAAACGCUUGGUCCUGUAAGUUUGCAUAGUUCAGUUCCAAUCUUCCGUGUGCUUUCACGGCGAGUAAAUGGACAAGAGGAUGACAGUAGUGCUAGCGAAACCGAGAGUACUAGCGAUGUCGAGGAUGGUUCCGUACCAUUAACGAGAUUUCAUUCUUGCCCUAUCACAGCAUAA
This is a messenger RNA of Saccharomyces paradoxus, 795 nucleotides long. RefSeq names its product Ecm13p (gene ECM13). The transcript has a single exon. The coding region runs from base 1 to 795 and encodes 264 amino acids. NCBI's taxonomy places the organism in Eukaryota, Fungi, Ascomycota, Saccharomycetes, Saccharomycetales, Saccharomycetaceae. The record is from RefSeq and is a predicted model, not a curated record.